CAUUUUCUGAACAAGGACUGCCUAUUUAGUUUCCUUUUUCUCCUGUGUAUCAGAAAAAAAUUGAUUUCCGACGCGUGCAAUUUACGAAGAGGCCUAAGUCCACGUCAGGCACUUUGAAGCCACUCACGAGUCACGAGCUCGAGCUGCAACAAUUGCUUCAACUUCAAUGGCCGGCAAGGCGAACGCCGAAAGCCCAACUCCGUUCUUCGUGGCGGUUCACGUAGGCGCAGGUUACCACUCCCCCUCCAAUGAGAAAGCCCUCAGGUCUGCCAUGAAUCGCGCUUGCCUCGCUGCAGCUUCGCUUCUCUCCAAGGGGUCUGGAAGGUGUAUAGAUGCUGUUGCAGCAGCAAUUCAAGUGUUGGAGGAUGAUCCUUGCACAAAUGCAGGGAGAGGCUCCAAUUUGACAGAAGAUGGUAAUGUAGAAUGUGAUGCCAGUAUAAUGGAUGCAAAAUCUGGAGCUUUUGGGGCUGUUGGUGCAGUUCCAGGUGCUUACCUGAGUCCUGACAGAACCACCUCAUGUUAUGGUGUUCGAAAUGCUAUCCAAAUUGCUGCUUUAUUGGCCAAAGAGCAAAUUACUGGAAUUCCUUUAUUGGGUCGAAUUCCUCCAAUCUUCUUGUCAGGUGAAGGGGCAUUUAAGUGGGCUAAGUCAAAGGGCAUUUCCUUGCCAGAAAGUACUAGAGAGGCCAGUGAGUGGCUAAUCACUGAGAGAGCAAAGGCGCAAUGGACAAGAUACAAGUCUAUGGUUGAUGCUGCUAGAGCGGAAAGAGGAGAUUCUUCUAUGGAACAGUCUAUUGUCUGUCAAAAUGUAGAUCAUACUUCCGAAGAUCACAUAAUGGACACGGUUGGAGUUAUUUGUGUGGACACUGAGGGACAUGUAGCAUCUGGGGCUUCCAGUGGUGGUAUUGCUCUGAAGGUUAGUGGACGAGUGGGAUUAGCAGCAAUGUAUGGUGCAGGUUGUUGGGCAUCAUCUAAAGGUCCUUUUGGGGCUCCUUUCUUGGUUGGAUGCUGUGUCUCUGGUGCUGGAGAGCACCUAAUGAAAGGUUUUGCGGCAAGGGAGUGCUGUGUCUCACUAUCAAUUUCGCAAUCUGGUGCUGCCGCUGCUUGCACAAAAAUCUUACGCACAGUUGUUGAUGAAAGCAGUCGAUCUGGUGCUGAUGGCAGUUCAGGGAUCUUAGUUGUGCAGGCAGAUGCAUCUGUAACAGGUCAAGGAAAACUACCAAGGCUGGAAGCUGUAGAGAUUGCAGCUGCAUACACUUCCUUAUCUUUUGGAGUAGGAUAUUUUGGAAGCUCCAUGGAACGGCCUAAGGUUUCAAUUCUUAGAAGUGCAAAACAAAGUAGGACUGGGAUAGAUCAAUUUGGAGCAAGAUUAGAUCUUUCAUGCGGAAGAAGUGACAGUCAAACAACACCUGAAUCUAAAUAACAUGAUUCAGAAUGUUUUUGCCAUCCAUGUUUCCUUCUAUGGGAAGUUUUGGAAUGUGAUGGUCUCUACCUUUCAUUUGCAACCUGUCUUGAGGAAGCCUCUCAUUUACACGAGUUACAGCGUCAUGCGGGGAAAAGAAAAAAAGCAGCAAAGAGUUUUAUGUCCUCAGUGGUUUACUGCUAUAGGCAACGCUGUGGUGAUCUUUCAAGUUUCCCCAUAAUGCAUAUUUAUUUUGAAUAUAGUUUAAGAGAUCAGUUCAAAAUGCGUUGAGGGAUUUCUAUUUUAAUGGUCAUAGUAUGAAAAUUUGGAUCAACUUACCGAUUAAAUUGAUAA
Messenger RNA from Prosopis cineraria, 1753 nucleotides. Its product is annotated as putative threonine aspartase. NCBI's taxonomy places the organism in Eukaryota, Viridiplantae, Streptophyta, Magnoliopsida, Fabales, Fabaceae. Bases 167 to 1420 code for a protein of 417 amino acids. Gene Ontology annotation, molecular function: threonine-type endopeptidase activity. Gene Ontology annotation, biological process: protein maturation. The transcript has 12 exons. The record is from RefSeq and is a predicted model, not a curated record.